UGCCUUGGAGCUGAUGCACAGGGAGCUGUCCACGGCUCUGAAACUACAGCGGAGCGGUUUAAGCUUUCAGACGCUUCAUGCGAAGCAGCUGAACCAUAUUCCUCUUUAUUUUGAGCCACAGAGAUAACAUUAUUCUCAGAGAAGGUGAAAGUGAUGGCUGACAUAACAGAAAACGCCAGUCGUGCCGCUGAAUUGAUCAAGUGUCGUCGCGCGCUGCGCAGGGAGUUCUGACGCGGUUAUUCCCCUCACGAGCUACUCAUUGACACUUAACCAAAAUGUACAGCGAUGGACCUUUGUGUGCUGGAUUACUUCUGACGCUAUUUGGAAACUAUUAUGAAUAGGAGUUCAGCAUCACCAAAUGAAUGACCAGCUGCUUACUUUGCUCAGCAAUCUUCGGAUGUUUUUCUUCGAGCAACUUCAUCAAAGAGCUUUCAGUUAAAGAAUUUUGCAUUUAACGCGCAUAUUAAGAAACUUAACCGGGGGGAAAAGAUUAAAGUAAAUUAUGCCUAUUUUAGUUCGUAUGUUGUUGCACAGCCCGCGUGAAAAAUGAUUGCUGUAAAUAGCGAGUGUUUAACUAUGAUGAGAAGAUGCCUGCUGACGUUCAAACCGUUCAGGAUAUUUGUGGCGGGAAUCGGUUUCUUCAGUCUGUGCUUCUUAAUGACCUCUCUGGGGGGGCAGUUCUCGGCCAAGCGACUGGGCGAUUCCCCAUUCAGCAUCCGAACCGAAGUGUUGGGCGGUCUGGAGUCUCGUGGGGUCCUAAGAAAGAUCAGCGAUAUGUUGGAGAUAAUCAUGAAGAGGAUCGACACCCUAUCGAAAAUGAGCAACAACAGCGAGUCCCACAAACUGGAGGAGCUAAGCUCCGCUCUCCACAGAUUCCAGCCAGUAGGUCUGGUGGAGCGAAUCCAGGCCAUCGCCCAGAACGUUUCUGACAUGGCUAUACGUAUGGAGCAGAUUCUCAAGAAUACUAACAUCCCAGGCAGAGGCCGAGAUGGAGUUACAGGCCAGUGCGAAGUCCCAAAGGAUCCUGGGUACCCGGAUUGCGCCAGUAAAGUGGAUUGGAUGAGAGCCAGGUGGACAUCUGACCCUUGCUACUCCUUUUAUGGAGUAGACGGCUCCGACUGCUCUUUCCUCAUCUACCUUAGUGAGGUAGAGUGGUUCUGCCCCCCGCUGGCCUGGAGGAAUCAAAGCAGCCACCCCACAAUCAGCAGCCUCCCAAGAAGACAGGCAUUUUUCCGCUUCGAUCUGUCUCUACUGUUGGAACGGGUCGGCUCGGGCAAAGAAUCCUUAAGCUUCAUGAGGAGGCGUAUGCGCAGACUGGCUGCACAGUGGGCUGCAGCUGCACGCAGACUUGAGGAGCGCCUGCGCGGUCAGUACAGAGAGCAGAAGAGGAUCCUGGUGCAUGUUGGCUUUCUGACAGAGGAAUCUGGUGAUGUGUUUAGUCCAAAAGUGCUGAAAGGUGGGCCACUUGGAGAGAUGGUCCAAUGGGCAGACAUCCUCACCACCCUUCAUGUGCUGGGACAUAACCUCAAGAUUUCACUCUCAGUCAAAGAACUGCAGGGGUCACUUGGCGUGCCUCCAGGAAGAGGAAGCUGUCCUCUGAUUGGCCCGUUGCCCUUUGACCUUAUCUAUACAGACUACCAUGGCCUGCAGCAGAUGAAACAGCACAUGGGUCUUUCCUUUAGACAGCACAGGUGCCACAUCCGUGUGAUCGACACCUUCGGCACAGAGCCAGCGUAUAAUAAUGAGGAGUACGCCACACUGCAUGGCUACAGGACCAACUGGGGCUACUGGAACCUCAACUGCAAGCAGUACAUGACCAUGUUCCCACACACUCCUGAUAACUCCUUCAUGGGUUUUGUGACUGAGGAACUAAACCAGACUGAAAGAUUCAACAUACAGAGAGACAAAGUCAACAACAUGGCUGUGGUUUACGGCAAAGAAGCCAAUAUGUGGAAGGGUAAAGAGAAGUUGCUGACGAUCUUACACCGUUACAUGGACAUCCAUGGGACAGUGUACUAUGAGGCACAGCGUCCCCCAGAGGUGCCAGCAUUUGUCAGGAACCAUGGAUUACUGCCCCAACAGGAGUUACAGCAGCUUCUGAGAAAGGCUAAGCUCUUCAUGGGAUUUGGCUUUCCCUAUGAAGGCCCCGCCCCUUUAGAGGCAAUAGCCAAUGGUUGCAUAUUUCUGCAGCCAAAGUUCAACCCCCCUCGCAGCUCCCUCAACCAUGAGUUCUUCAGAGGCAAGCCCACGUCCAGAGAGGUGUCAUCUCAGCAUCCGUACACUGAACAGUACAUCGGCAAACCCCACGUCAUAACAGUAGACUUCAACAACUCUCAAGAAUUUGAGACAGCUGUUCAAGACAUACUCAAAGACAAGGUGAUGCCCUUUAUACCUUAUGAGUACACUUGUGAAGGCAUGCUGGAGAGAGUGAACGCUUACAUUCAACAUCAGGAUUUUUGUCACCGCAUCGGUCCAUUCCCUAAAGCCAAUGAAUCCAGGUCAUGGCCUGGGAAUCCACCCAGUCCUUUCCUUCAUCUGCCCAACUCCACAGCUUUGAUCUGGGCUCCCAAUAUCACUGCUCCGGUCUGCUGGCCCCCUCUCAGUGCCCUCCGGCUCUUCCUGUCUCCAGAAGCCUCGUCCUGUGUGAAAACCUGCCAGGAUGCCGGUCUAAUCUGUGAGCCAGCUUUCUUUCCUUUCAUCAACAAUAUGGAGGCCUUCAAUGGGCUUAAUGCUCAGUGUGAGUCUUUGGAAGCGGAGAAGAACCAUGUGUUUCCAGCUGUACAGGUGGAGAGGAGAGAGUGUUUUCAGCAAAAGGAGCCGCUGCUGUUCAGUUGCGCUGGAGUUAGUGCCAAACACCAGCGGCUUUGCCCAUGCAGAGACUACCUCCAUGGCCAGGUGGCGCUGUGCAGGGACUGCCUUUGAGCUUUCCCCAUAGACCUUUAAAGAUGUCUGUGGUAAACUGAGGCCAGCCCUGGGCAGUCAAACAUGUCAGAAUCCCCAGAAUGCUGGUAUCUACAGCUUCAUGGGAAUUGCUGGACUGAGGUCAUUGACGUCAAGCUUGAAGAUGCAUCCGAAGAAGUGUCCUCACUCUUGGUUACUUUGAUCCAAAGCAAAACUUUGCCUCCAGAUGAGCUACUGAUGGUAAGCGAGAUGGUACCCUGAUGUUCACCAUCUUUAGAGUCUACUGUAUGUGAAAAAAAAAAAAAAAAAAGACUUGUGGUGGUUACAAGGUUGGAUGGCGUGAGCCAAAAAUAAAUGCAAAAUACAGUUUUGAGUUUGGAGUUCCUUUGUGAUGCAGGUCAGACUCGAGUAGCUGAAGUUUUAUGAAUGCUGAAAGUGCCAGAAUUGCAUAUGAAUUUUAAAGUCAACAUGAAACAUUAUAGAGUGUUCCAGGGAUGACAUAUUUUUGUAGGCCAAAACUGGGAAAUGAGUUAGUAUUUUACCACUUCAGCUCAAUCGUCCUAAACUCAAUGGGUUUUUUGAAUGGGUUUUUGGUUAAAUGUCUGAAAUAAGGUCUGUGAUUAACAUGAGCUCAAAAUAUUUUCAUGUUUUAUUCUACAACAUGAAAUACAUCAUUAAUACCCCUUUUUUAAAGCUGUUUACUUGUCUUGAAAAAGGCGGCUGCUAGUGUCUAAUGUGACUGUAGAGGUUGUCAAGGACAUUAAACAUCAUCAGCCGAACAGGAAAACUCAUCUACUCACUAGUCGCUUUUACAGCAUCGUUGUGUUUAUAAUCACUCUUACAAACUAUUAUAACUCCAACCUUCAGGGCAAAUGUUUUAAAUAAAGACUGAAAGAGUUGUCUAAAGCUUAAUGGUGGUGGCAUUGAAGUCAUGUGGCUGUAGUGUAGUGCAUUUAUAACCUACCUUUAGCUUUUUACUUGUGAUGGUUAUAUUUAGGCUUCAAAAUUCGUAAAAGUUGUGUUAAUUUGUGAAGGCGAGAAAACCAUAAAAGAAUCAUAAACCUUUGUUGGCCACAGAGCUUAUUUUCUGCAACAAUACAAAAGCCAAUGAAAAAUCCUAUUGGGUUUACGGGUUGGCCUACAAAAAUAUAUCAUCACUGCAACACACAACCCAUUUUAAUGUUAUAUUUUGGAGUCAAAUAGGACAUUCAAAGAAGUGUAGGGUAAGACAUAGUUCCUGGGAUCUGAUAGGAUAUGAUUGUGGAAAGUGGAUGGAUGGAUCGAAUCAUUCCAAACAGUAUGUGCUACUAAUGCUAUACCAACACUAUGUUUAGGGUUUAGAUUUAUAUUAGUAUUUGUUUUCAUGUUGUGUAUGCAGUCAGCACUGUGAUUGACAUGACCAGUGAAAUCUUUAGAAUCAACUUUGGGGUGGGUUUGCGCUGAACUGGUUUGGAGGGGGAAAAAAAUCAUGCAUUGGAGUCAGAGCUGAAUGUGAUUUUUCAGUGUUUUUUGAAGAACAACUCUCCUACUGAAACACCUCCAUCAUCCUCUUUUUAAGAGACUUUUAGAACAGUUCACCUUGCUUUACCAACCUUUCAGGCACACUGGUAUGGUUUUGCAUUAGAGAUUCAAGUUAGAACCUUUCCAUUUUGCUGUAGUUUCCUUGGAUCCACAUGGUUGCUGCUGCCUUACACCUCAAUCUAUAUAUAUAUAUAUAUAUAUAUAUAUAUAUAUAUAUAUAUAUUUAUGGGGGGGGAAAUAAUGUGUUAAAGUUAUUAACACAUUUAAUGCACCCGCCAUUUCAUACAGUUGAUGGUGACAAAUUUGAAGCAGGGCAACAACUCACUGUGUGAUGGAGCCUUUAGAAUGCAGUUAUAUACCCUGUAAACUCAAGAUAUCAGGGGAAAAUGUCCCUGUAUGAGUUUUUGUCUUAUAUUUAUAUCAUGAUAUAGUUAAGAAAUAUCACACGAGUGCUGUUUUGUCCCAAAUAGCAUGUGCAAAUGUGAUACUGAUUUUAUACAGUUCAAUAAGAAGUUAAUACUGUGUUAUAUUUUAGACAAAAUAUUACCAAAUAAAUAUUGCUAAAUAUUACCUGUAAAGAAAGAGCAGAACUGUUGUGCGUCUCCAAACAGCGGUUUCUGAAUGAAUCAGCGUUUUGAGCAAAUCAGUUGGGUGAACCAAUGAUUUAAUGGCUCAUUCAUAAAGAGAGGCAUUUACUUCAUUCCUGAAUGAAUCAGCCAUUUGAAAGAAGCGGAUGGAUGACCUAAUGACUUACUCAUUUAGACAUUUACAGCCACCUACUGGCAGUUUUAGUUUUAUUAUUUCAUUAAAAAAAUCUCAUAUUUCCAUAUCAAUAAAAAAAAUCUUUAAAAGUAUAGUUCACCCAAAAAUGAAAAUUCUGUCAUCAUUUACUCACCCUCAUUGCUGUUGAAGCCUAAACAUUUGUGUAAUAAAUUCAAUGUUAAAUCAAAUAAUUUUUUUUUUUUUUUUUUUUUUUUUCUAAAGCUAUUUUUUGUAAUGUCUAUUUGAAGUUUUUCUCAUUUAACACAAUAAUGACUUUAAAUUAUCUUUUGGGGGCAGCUUCUCAGCCAAACUAUCAUCAGCCCUUAUAUAUUUGAGCAUAUGCAUGUAUAUGUGACCAAUAUCACAUUUGUAGCCAUGCAAUAUGGCUGUAUAUCAGCACAGCUGUGAUUCGGCCUGUAGGUAAUCACAGCAUGCUGAUAUACAGCUAUAUUGCAUGGCUACGAGUGUGAUACUGCAUUUAUACAACAGUUUAAAUAAAUAAAUAAAUAAAUAAGUAAGAUAAGAAACAACAAUGAAGUGUCUUUAAAACCCUCUUUUUUUGAAGACACUUCUAUUACAUUCCUCCAUGGAUUCAAAUCUCAAGUUGAUUCUAAAACCACUUUAGAACAAAGGAAUGUUGAGCCCCUCCAUUGAAACUCAUUGUAUUUUGUACAGUAUUAUUGAGAGAGAGAGAGAGAGAGAGAGAGAGAGAGAGCAUUACCUGUCUGAUAUAACAUUCAUUCUUUAGGUCGAUAAUUUGUUUACAAAUUACAAAUUUGUUUACAAAUUCCCUUUCAAUUUAAAAGUCUCUUGCAAUGGACUCAUUCACUUGUAAAGUUUGCUGGCAUCUAAUGGUGUUUUAAUGUAACUUUCACUCAAUACAUAUUACACACUAAUAGACCCUUUCUCAAUAGCAAAUAUAACAUAUUAUUUACAUAAAAUAAUAUUUAUUGAACAAUAUUUAAAUUGACAAUAGCCAUUAUAAAUGACAACAGGAAAUAAACACAAUUGUACAAACGUACAAAACGCAGUGCUCUACAGAAUGUAAUCUAAGUAUAGCCUUAAUAUUAAAUGAGUAAAUUUAACAUAGCCCAAUUCGAUUUGCUCAGGAACAAGUAAAAGUUUAAUAAGACCAAAGAUUGCCUGUUUCAUGUACCCAAAAUUAAUUAUAUCUCAAGUUUUACCACUAUAAGAGCCAGCAGCAAAUCCCUGAAGCACUGGACAAAAUGAAGCUGUUCUCGGUGGGUACACGAGCACUGAAUGGCCGCUGAUGCCCUGGAGCUCGCAUCUCCGAAAACGUCUAAACAAAUUGUAAAAUAGGUGCUAUAAUUACAUAUGAGUCACAUAUUUCAGGUCUAAACAACUACAUUCUCGCCUAAAAACUCUUAAAACUGCAGUUUGUGGUACAACAAGUGUAGUAUUUGAAAAAAAUACUGUGCAUUUGCUCGGCCGCCAUGACAGUCGCUUCAAGCAGAUACAAACGGUGAAAAGGUAGGUGCUGUUAUCACAAGAAUAUCACACGGUUCCCAGCCUUCAGAUUCGAGAACCGGAAAGAACUGUUGUGAAUGUGUAUAUAUAUAUAUAUAUAUAUAUAUAUACAUACAUACAUAAAUACAUACAGACUGUAUAUUGUUUAAGGUGAAAUAUGGUCAUUUUGCACAGUAACCACUAUG
Molecule: messenger RNA, 6857 nt
Organism: Ctenopharyngodon idella (grass carp)
Lineage: Eukaryota; Metazoa; Chordata; Actinopteri; Cypriniformes; Xenocyprididae
Gene: mgat5b
Product: alpha-1,6-mannosylglycoprotein 6-beta-N-acetylglucosaminyltransferase B
Exons: 17
Coding region: 547-2922 (791 amino acids)
Biological process (GO): protein N-linked glycosylation
Cellular component (GO): Golgi apparatus
Molecular function (GO): alpha-1,6-mannosylglycoprotein 6-beta-N-acetylglucosaminyltransferase activity
Source: RefSeq, a predicted model, not a curated record